This is a messenger RNA of Drosophila sulfurigaster albostrigata, 1409 nucleotides long. RefSeq lists its product as uncharacterized. The record is from RefSeq and is a predicted model, not a curated record. Lineage: Eukaryota; Metazoa; Arthropoda; Insecta; Diptera; Drosophilidae. The transcript has a single exon. Bases 46 to 231 code for a protein of 61 amino acids.
UGGAGCAGCAACCCGCCACCACCACCACCGCCACCGCCACCUCCGAUGCACCAACUGCAACUGCCGCCGCCUCAUGCGUUGCAACUGCGCGGCAACAACUCGUUGUUGUCCCCGAUGCAACUUCAGCAGCAGCAGCAACAACAGCAGCAGCAACAACAGCAGCAACAUCAAGAGCAGCAGCAACAACAGUUGGCCAGCAGUCGCAGUCGCCUCAUGUCGCGCAUCUUCUAAAGAUGUGUUCGCCCCUUCCCCCCUUUUGACCUCUGACCCGCCCCUCUGUAAAUACCCCAAGUCUUUUGCACUAUCUAAAAGAUUACCCCUUGGCCCCUUGCCCUUUCCCUCACCGCCCCCUGACGAGCUGCCACUCUGAAAGCUAAGCACACACGACACGACAUGUAACGACACGUUAGGACACGACCAGAGGCAUUUAAUACCAAAGCAAUAACCGUUAUGUAAUAUAAUUUUAAUGCAUUUUUUUUUCUGUCCAGCUAAAAACAUACGAAAAAACAAAACAAAAAAAAACAUAUUACCAUUACAUAAUUUGCACAAUAAUCAAUUUUUUUAAACAAUUUUUUUUUUAUAAAUAUUUUUACGUAAUUUAUAAACAAAAUUGAGAAAGAGAGCGAGAGAGCGAGAGCAGCAGCUGCAGCCAGGACACUCGUUCUGCCAGCGACACAUUUUCCAGUGUAUUUAUAGCAAUUAAGCAACAAACAAAAUUUGUAUAAAAACAAACAAAACAAGCAAACAUUAUUGAAAAAACCCAAAAAAAAAAAAAAAAAAAAAAAUCAUCUACAACAACUAUGUGAAAAGACCCACUAAAAACGUAAAACAAAAAAAAAAAAAAAAACCAAAAAAAAAACAAACACGAAUUGCGCUCCCAGUGAGCGAAAUUAUACGCUAAAUUUUACUAUAUAAAAACACAUAUGACAUAAACAAAUUAUAUAUAUAUAUCUUUUUUUUGUGUGUAUUUAAGGUCGCGUAUUUGUUAAACAUCGAUGUACAUUUUAGUAAAUCUAAAUCUAGAAAUCUAGGUACUAAAGAGCAACACUUGUAAAAAUCGUAUUGAAUAUAUAAACAAUAUUGUAUGUAUCUACUAUUAUUAUUAUUAUUAUUAUUAUAAAUAAUUAUUAUAAUUAUUAUUAUUUCAAUUUUUUUUUGCUUUUUUUUAUUUGAUUUCGAUACAUUUUUUUGCCUAGGAAAUAGUUCGAUUAUUAUUAAAUGUAAUUAAAAACAACACGAAAAUAAUCAAAUUUUUUACAUACAUAAAUAAAUCUAUAAAUGUAAAACACAUUUUUUUUUUAAACAAAACAAAACAAAACAAAACAAACAAAAAUGAUAGUUUAAGUAUUGCAGCAAAAUGAAAAACAAAAACAAAAAAAAAACCGAUGAAAAUGCAGUCGAAAUAAAAA